AUGACAAUUUUACACUAUUAAAUAUAACCAUAUUACAAUCAGAAAAUUAGUUGCUGCAUUUCUAAAUUUGACAAAAAGCAAAAGAAUAUAACUUAUGAUUUAUGCACACUAAUUUUUGGUUAUAGAACAAGUCUCUAGAAUCUAUUGAUUAAACAUCAAGACAUUAUGAACUUUUAGUUUGAUUGUUCCCACAUUACGUAGAAGGAGGCUGAGACUGAACUACAAGGUUGCAUUGCCCCAGAAUUAUAAUAGAUUUGGGCUUUGUAUCAUUUAGAUAUUAAUUUUGUUUGUUACAUUCUUUUGACUAUAUAGAAAUACAUUAAAGGUUGUGCAUCUUAAGAAUGGGAAGGUACAUAUAGGGCAUCAAAUAAAUAAAUUAGAUUAAGUUAGCUCCAACAAAAAUCACACGUAUCCUGCAUAAUAGCAUAAAUACUUGAACAUUCACUUCAAGGGAAUAUGAUGAAGAUGUAAACAAAAUCAACAAGAAAAGAACAGCAUUACGAAUGA
This is a messenger RNA of Paramecium octaurelia, 507 nucleotides long. NCBI's taxonomy places the organism in Eukaryota, Ciliophora, Oligohymenophorea, Peniculida, Parameciidae. The record is from the annotation of a GenBank genome assembly.